Molecule: messenger RNA, 3563 nt
Organism: Penaeus chinensis
Lineage: Eukaryota; Metazoa; Arthropoda; Malacostraca; Decapoda; Penaeidae
Product: G-protein coupled receptor moody-like
Exons: 11
Coding region: 370-2139 (589 amino acids)
Biological process (GO): G protein-coupled receptor signaling pathway
Cellular component (GO): membrane
Molecular function (GO): G protein-coupled receptor activity
Source: RefSeq, a predicted model, not a curated record
GGCCGCGGGUGCCCAGUUGGCCCGCGACGGCCUGAGGGGUAGGAAGUGUCGUGCUGUCGCUCUCCCACUCGCUGUCUCUCGCGCUCCCGGUGUACUUGUGUUUGUCGUCUUCGAGGCCGGUAUUUCGUGCGGACACUGUGUGACAUGAAGGGACUUGCACGUCGUUCCCAAACACGUCAGUGAGAAGCCAUUUUAAGCGUGACAAAGGGAUCCGGAGCAUCGAGUACUAGAGGGCGAAAACCGUAAUUGAAAGGAAGAUCCAAUCACCUUUUGUGGCGUCGAAUCCCCUCCCUCGGCGUAGUGACGUCAGACUUCCUGUUAUACAACUUCACUCAGCUGUUUCUGAACCCGUCGCCGAGCGCCUCCGCCAUGGACUACACGUCGGGGAUGGCCGGCGUGGGCAGCCUGGACCCAGAAAUGGACAUCUUCACGUCCACCAAACUCAGCGUGGCCACCGAGGACGACGCGACCACCCAGACCGACGAGGAAAUGAACGCCUUCAUGGCCAACUUCACGACGCCCCUGCCCACCUUGGCCCCCGAUGCGUCCAUGGCCUUCGACGGGGCCAACUACCCGAAGACCAUGCUCGGGUUCACGGCGGCGUGCGCGUUCAUCAUCGCUGUGAUCGGAACGUUCGGCAACCUACUGACUAUCAUAGCACUGCCCAUGAGCAAGAAACUACGUACCACAGCCACCGCCUUUGUGGUGAACCUCGCUGUGGUAGAACUCCUCUUCUGCGUGUUCAUCCUACCCAUGUCCGGUGCUCAGUACUUGGUUCUUCAGCACACCGAAGAGUCACUCCUUAGUAACAGAGAUUGUAUAUUCUUCGCUGUUACUCGCUACACACUUACCCAAGUGGAGCUACAGACUAUACUGGCCAUCGCUCUUACCAGAGCUCUAGCUGUGUCGUUACCCCGCCUCUACGCCAUAAUCAACCGGCCUGCUAUCAUGGGAUGCUACAUCACUGGUAUCUGGAUCUACUCUUUCCUGCUCAAGAUGCCGACCGCCUUUGGGCUUCUGGGUCACUACACCUUCAACUCUCACACCAUGGAAUGUGACAUGAGUAACAAGAACAAGAAGUCACGUCUCAUCAUGAUUCUAAUCGAGGCCGUUGUACCUGUUUUUACCAUCAUCAUCUUGUACAUCUUCGUGUUCGUUAUGGUCAUCAGGAGAGCACUGAUGAGGAAAAAAAAGUUCAGCACCGUGUUGCCACCUCCUCCGCAGGUUAAGCUGAGCACCGCCCGUGUCAACCGUGCCUCCAACAGGGGCAAGGUGCCGCCGGCUGCCUCCUCCACCACCUCCGCCUCCUCCACCUCCGGCACGAACCAGCGAAAGGGAUCGAACUCCAGUUUCAGAAGCCUCAAGAAGAUGGUUUCCGAAUCCAAUCUCCGAGCUCGUUUCGUCCGUGCAGCCAGACACUUGAACGGUAGGCGCACCCACCAGUCAUCCACGGUGAGCCAGCGGCUCAGCACCAGCCGCCGAGACAUGCGCGUCGCCCGCACCAUCUUCAUCAUCUUCGUGCUGGUGCUGGUGUGCAGCGUGCCCGUCAUGAUGAUCCACACCCUCGACCGGCAGGUGAAGCACCCCGUGAGGUUCCUCUCCCUGCACAUCCUGUACUGGAUCCAGUACUGCCUCAACUUGGUAGUUUACGUGCUCAUGAACCGCCAGUACCGCGACGCGUACGUGGAGUGCCUGGCGAGGGUGUUCCCGCGCUUCAAGCAGCACCACGGCCGCAGGUUCUUCUGGGAGAAGGCGAGCAUCUCAUCCAAGCCGCCGCAUGCCAAUACCUCCACCCGGCCGCGCCUCGACUCAGCCGGCAAUCUCGGGGACUCCAUUGUCUCGUGCGACGGCGACCCUCCUUCGGCCGCAGGGGGACAGCCCGGGGCCAUCGCUCCCCAGGGAAGGCUCUCGGCCAUUCCGGAGGGCCACAGCAGCUCGGCCGCCAACGACAGCGUCUUCUCGGACCCGCACAAGAAGGAUUCCAAGGACGAGGAAGCCGGCAAGAGGGGAGGCGAGGAGAGCAGUGGCGAGAGCGAGGACGAGGGCGAGGAGCAGCGCGCCCUCGUGGACAGGGAGCACUGGCUCAGCAAGAACGGCUCCACCGCCGACCGCCUGCCUGAGAGCGAGUGCAAAGUGUAACGCGAGUGGCGGACGAUUCCAUUUAUUUACUCAUAAGGAUUUGCAAGUGGAAUUUCGUCUCUUUGGAGACAUGGCAUUGUUGGUAGUGAAUGGUGUACUUUUUUUUUACAAUUUUCAGCUACCAGACAGAAUAAUCAUAAUGGUAUUACUAGUAUAGUUGUCAGCGUUGUGGGCUACUGAUGGUCCUAACGAAAGAGUAUUCACCGCAGUUAUUAUCAUCUCUUAUAAGUAAGAGAAUCUCAGAUUUUUAUGGUUAUUAUUUUCUAUGACAGAGCGUAGUUCCUUGUGCCAAAAUACCUAUAGUCCAGCUGCUUGCCAACAGCUUCUGUAGGAGCCAAAAACACAAAGUAUGCUAGUUUGUGUACCUCAUCGAUGUGUAUGCUCUAUCAAUAUAAUUGGCAAAUCGAGCUGUCUCAGUGUAACUCAUACUGUCAUAACGAGAACCCCACCGCGCCAGUGUGAUUCGUCGCCGCGUCAGUAUAUAAAAUACAGUGUCACUGUAACUCAUUGUAACCAGCAUAAAAGCGGUGCGUACCAUGAAACAAACUGAAGAAACUCAUGAACACCGAAUUUACCCAUAACUGAUGUGUUGUGAAGAGCAAGUGUUGUGGCGUACCAUAAAUUUCCUCUCGGCAUACCUGCAGGCCGCCAAGAAUCGGUUCACGGCCAUGGUGAUGCUUCGCCGUUGUCAUCCCGGUCGCCUAAUCCCACUUCAGCAUUGGCGAUGAGUUCCCUGGUCGAUAACACUGCUUGCGAAUCGCUUGGUUGUUCGCCAAAAAUAAUUGUUCACCUCGUCGUGUAACAUCAGUGAGUUUAAGAGAUGAUAUUGCGGUAAUUAAUCUUGGGUAUAUCUCUUUAAUGGCAUUUGGAAGUACUUAACAUCCGUAGGGGAAUGUGUGUGUGCAAUACAAGUGUAAUUCCUUUUCUUCACUUACAAUACAAUGAAUUCAGUGCCAUGAAGUGAAGGUACUAAAACUGAUUUGUACCUGGAAUUAUCUUAAGAAAUGAAGCGGAAGCAUUGCCUUGUGUUGGGGAAUCUCCGCUCUAAAUUACCUGUUAGGGCAUAUAUUUUCUAAAACGUUGAAUCAUUAAAUUACGUAUUAGGGCAUAUAUUUUUUUUCUAAAUUUUGAAUAAUCAAAUUACGUCUUAGGGCAUACAUUGUUUUAUUUGAUUCAUUGUUGUUUUCAGAAGACAUUAUCUUCCCAAGCUUCCCUAUUUUUAUACUGGAAAGAAACACUUUGUGAACAUUUAUGAAUGUAUGUUUUAAAACAGCGUUAAAAACGUUUCUGUUCCAUGUCUUAUGAUGCUUUUAAGUCCCAAGGUUAGUGUACAGAGCUCAUGCGGUGUGUUAAUUAGGUCUAAGAUACUCCCCGCGGAUGUACAGAGACACAUAUUUAUUUUUUUGAUUAAAGAAUAAGGCAAA